This is a messenger RNA of Amphiprion ocellaris (clown anemonefish), 12024 nucleotides long. RefSeq names its product ATP-binding cassette, sub-family A (ABC1), member 2 (gene abca2). Lineage: Eukaryota; Metazoa; Chordata; Actinopteri; Pomacentridae. The transcript has 48 exons. Gene Ontology annotation, molecular function: ABC-type transporter activity; ATP hydrolysis activity; ATP binding. Gene Ontology annotation, cellular component: intracellular membrane-bounded organelle; membrane. Bases 2759 to 10330 code for a protein of 2523 amino acids. Gene Ontology annotation, biological process: transmembrane transport; lipid transport. The record is from RefSeq and is a predicted model, not a curated record.
GAAAAGUUCGAGGGGUAUGAAUACUUUUGCAAGCCACUGUAAUAGAUCAUUAUAUGAUUACAUUGUUGACUGUUGUUACUCUUUUCAUUACAUUACAGGGGGCCCCGGUUUAUGACGUCCUUGAUCUACGGCGUUUCGUCGUUGCGUCGGAACUGGUUACGUAGAACUAGCUGCCGAGCGGAGUGGGCGAAUACGUCAUCACGCGGCGCUAAAAGACAGCUUUGUUUACAUUCGCCGGGUGUACGUCACCUUGGAUUGUGCUACACUCGCUAACUUUUUGCCCUUCAUUAUGGCUGCUAAACGUAAUUCAGACUCUUCUGAUGGCAGUUUUGAAGAAAAGGAAAGCCAUCUCCAUGGAAGUGAAAUUAGAUAAAAUAAAAUGCUCAAGUUGUAAAAACAGUGCAACAUACUCUUUUAUCUUCUUGUAAAAUGACUCAUACAUACAUGAAAGUCAUUGGUAUUCAUGACUUUUCUGAAGAACUGAUCCAUAUCAUGAUGCACGUAACAGCUUUGUUUACAUUUUCGCCGAAGUUCUGACUUACGGCCAAAAUCAACUUGCGUCAAUCCGUAGGAACGGAACUCUGAUGUAAGUCGAGGACCCCCUGUAUUUGGUUUUGUAUUUCUGAAGAUGCAGUCAGUACCUGUGUGUCUUGCUGUGUGGACCUUUUUUGUGUUUCGAUGAUUUAUGUGUGACUGCGUCUGGAAACUUCUGGUUUAAUUAAAUGAACUGCUGAAUUUCAGGCAUGUGUAAUUCUUGAUCCAUACAGGGUUUUGAGGCCUUAACAGUAUCUCUCUACUUUCCAUAUUUAACCUAAUCAUGACUGACCUGUGUUCAACACCCUCUUUUGAUCACAUUUAUUAUCAGCUUGGUGGUCAGAGAGGACAGAUGUCAAAGAGCUGGUGGAAUUGAACUAAUUUAUGUACUAUGCUUUUUAUACAAAGCUACUUAUUCAUAUGUAUUAUGACAGUAUACACAGUAAUCAGAUUUUCUAAAAUGUUUCUUGUCAUUAUCAUGAAUAUUUGGCUUUCACAGUCUUCAAGUGCUUUGGGCUCAUUAUCCUGCUGCAGUAUGAAUCUUUCUCCACGAUGCAAACUGUAGGGGGGAGUUCUGUUUUUAUAGUGAUUCAAUAAUGCAGAUUCUGAAUAAAUGGCAUGAUGAGAAAUGGCAAUUAAAAUGUCAGGCUUUUAUUUCACCUUCAAAUCAACUGCAGACUUUAGAGAUUCACAUACUUUUGCCACUCAGACAUAUGGCUGUUGUUAUAGUACAUAAAUGACAAGUAUAUUAUUUCUGUGUUAUUUGCUUUACUUUGUUCUCUUCAUAGGCUUUUAGAACUUGCGUGUAAAUGGGGGUGAAUUAGGGGGUGAUUGAUAUUGUUGUUUCAGGGCUGAAGCCUAAACUGAUUAUUCGCGAUUAAGGACAUUGAUAUUUGGAACAUUUGCAGUAAAGAUGAAAAUCUUAGUGUUAAAAUUUACAAUAAUGCAAAAUCCAAAACAAACUUUGCUAAAAUGCCUUUAUUUGUGUUUUACAUUAUUAAUUAAAACAGAAUUCUUAAGAAUUUUUCUUUUGGUGUUGAUAGGCUUUUAUCUGUGGUGUGUAACCAACAUGGCAUUACAGUGUGUUCAAUCACAGACUGCUGACUAUAGAAUUUUUAAAGCAAUUUAUUUAAUUAGAAGUUGCUUCAAAAGAACAAUAUGGAACAAUGCUGAUAAUUGUGAAAAAAUUCAAAAUAUCGGAUCAGAUCAUUGGCCAGUACAUUAAUCAGGUGAUCCCUAUCACAAAGACAAAAAAUGUCAAAGGGUUCACAGAUUGUCAAACACCACUUUAUCUCUAUAUACAGUCGUGAGCAAACCUUUACAUGCACUUGUAAAGAUCAUUUAAUAAUUGCAGUCUUGAGCUUUCAAUGACUUGUACAACUCUUAAUUUUCUAUGAUGGAAUGAUUGAAACAUUUGCGUGCUUUGAUGUUCUUGGGCUUAAGGGGUCACCCUUUAUCCUACAAAUAUAUUGCUGGUCAGUGUGGUUCCAAUUGCUUAUUUUUUUGUUUCAUCUGACCACACUUUCCUUAAGUUCCAUGUGAACAGCAGAAAACUUCAGUCAAGCUUUAAAGUGCAGUUUCUAGCACUACGUAUUACCAGAGGAUGAUCUUAAAUCUAUGAAAGAAUCAAAAUGCUUGAUUCUUUUUUGUGACAAAGAUGCAUAUGUUUCAGUCAUGUGAAUUCAUAGUGAAGUUAGAGCUGUAGGAGUCACUGGAAACUCAAGACUGCCAUGAUAUACAUGGUCUUUACAGGUGUAAAUGUAAACUGUUGUUCACAACUGUUCCUGUACUUGAGCAGCAGAUGAAAUCCCCAUCUCUCCAAAGGCAAAGGUGGAUGAUGUGGGUGAUAGUAAGCAUUAGGAAAAUAGGAAAUGUUUUUGUGGGUAGAUAAACAGGAUCCACGCUCACAGGCAAGCUUCAGUGGCAUGGUAACCAUGGAAACGUGAGAUUAUUAGUAAUAGCUUUUUCUGGUUGUGAGCUCAUCCAACCAUCCUUUAUGGACUGCUGAAGAAAAAAAUUAGUGGGACUUUGAUGCAAAAAAAGAAACAAUGAUAGUGAAGGACUGCAUAUUCAGCAAUGACGUGUGAGCCUCUCUGGCCAUUAGCUGCUGUGAUGCUGUUCAGGUGGUUCGACUGGUAUCUUUCUUCCUUUCCCACUCUAACACAGAAUUUUUCCUCUGCUUUUUCAUUUUCAUUGUCCUGUUUGAUCAUCUUGUUUUGUCUACAUGACAAACCAACCCUCACCCUCCUCCUUUUCCACAUCUGAAUCUGUGAAUUUUCUUUGCUAUCCUCUUUGCCACAACCUCCUACUUUUUCUGUGGCACUGUCUUUUUCUCUUUUUGUCCCUCCCUAUUCUGUUUUUCGUCCCGUGUCCAGCCUUUUACAGUGCGGCUCCACUCACCUCAGCUGGCAUCAUUCCCAUCAUGCAGUCGCUGUGCCCAGAUGGACAAAGGGACGAAUUUGGUUUCCUGCAGUACAAAAAUUCCACUGUGACGCAGCUUCUGGAGCGGAUCAGUGAAGUGGUUGAACAAAACCGACUCUUCACGUCUGACCGGCCAGGUUUGGGUCAGGAGUUGGAGACGCUGCAGCAGCACCUGGAGAGCCUCAGCUCCACCCCUCUACCACCAGACUACAACUUCAACAGCAGCCAAGGUUUCACGGUGGCCAGUAUAUUGCGGGAUCAGUCAGCUUUCCAGCAGUUCCUGGUCAAGAAUCUUUCCCUGUCCAACUCCACAGCCAGCCUGCUGCUCAACACUCCAGUGAGCCUCCCAGAGGUGUACAGUCUUAUUUUUGGUACAUCACUCAGAGAUCAUAGAGGGGCCCAAAGUUUGAUUCAGGGGGAAAAAGAUUCUAAAAAAAUACCCAAAGACAAAGUUCUUAAUUUGGAGGAGAAGCUGCUCGGAGGCGUACACAGUCUGGAUGGAGGUCUGAUACAAAAAGCCUUACGUGAUCCCACCAAAGCAGCCCACAGACACGCUCUGCUCAGACUUCUGUCUCAGGCUUUAGGCUUCACUGAAGGCACAGAAAGUCAGAGAAACAACCAGCAGGGCAUAAAGGAAGUGGAGGGGGUACUUCUGACUGGAUCCAUGCUGGAGGCCCUCACCUGUGGGGAGGACGAUGCUUCUGAGCUCAGUAAGAUCCUGUUGGUGCCUGAGAAGCAGCGACCUGUGCUGCAGGCCUAUCGCAGCACAGUGUGCAGUGAAGGAGAGGCUCAGAGGUCAGAGCGCUUCAGACAGAUGAGCCUUGAGCUGAGAGAACAGAUCAACACUCAGAGUGUCACAGAGAAGCUUCACCUGGAGCAGCCCAGCUCUUUGGUUCCUUUCUCACAGUCUCACUUUGGAGCCUUAUUGAAGGACCUGACUGAUGUAGAGCGACUUCUCAAGGAUGUGGACCUACUCUCUGGCCUGGCUCGCUUGCUUCCCAAAGGAGCUUGUACUGGUCGAACACUAGCGUCCCCCGCAAACAUUACAGGUCCCCUAAAUGCCACCAUGUGGGGCCCCAACUCAACUGAAACUCCUGGAGUUGAGGGAGAAGAGGGACCAGAGAGAGGUGGAGGGGCAGGAGGUGGUAAAGGGAAGGAAGAAGCAGACAACCCUCAUUCUCAGUUUUCAGCAUUUGUACAACUGUGGGCCGGACUGCAACCUAUUCUGUGUGGGAACAACAGGAUCAUUGAGCCAGAGGCUUUGAAGCAGGGAAAUAUGAGCUCUCUGGGAUUCACCAGCAAAGAACAGAGGAAUCUGGGCCUACUGGUUCACUUGAUGACUACAAAUCCCAAGAUCCUCUACUCCCCCCUUGGCUCCCAGGUGGACAAAGUUAUUCAGAAGGCAAAUGAGACAUUUGCAUUUGUUGGGAAUGUGACACAUUACACAAAGGUAUGGCUCAACAUCUCCACCCAGCUCAGGACUUUACUGGAGGAGGGACGGCUGCACAGCUACCUGGUGUGGCUACAACAGCUGUCCUCAGAGCUUCAGCAGCACCCUGAGUUGUUGAAUGGCACAGACAGUGAACUGAUGCAAGGUCUGAUGGAAGGAAACUAUAGUUUUCCUAACACCUCCACUCUGCUGGAGCAGCUGGAUACCAUUGACAAUGCUGCUUGUGGCUGGACACGCUUCAUGUCUAAGGUCAGUGUUGAUGUCUUCAAGGGCUUUCCUGACGAGGACAGCAUUGUCAAUUACACUCUGAACCAGGCCUACCAGGACAACGUGUCUGUGUUUGCCAGUGUGAUUUUCCAGACUAACAAAGAUGGCUCCCUGCCACCGCAUGUUCUGUACAAAAUUAGACAAAACUCCAGCUUUACAGAGAAGACAAAUGAAAUCAGAAGGGCCUACUGGCGCCCUGGACCCAAUACUGGGGGGAAAUUCUACUUCCUCUAUGGUUUUGUCUGGAUCCAAGAUAUGAUAGAGAGAGCCAUCAUCAACACGUUUGUGGGCCAUGAUGUAGUGGAGCCUGGUAACUACGUUCAGAUGUUUCCAUACCCAUGUUACACCAGAGACGAUUUUCUAUUCGUGAUUGAGCACAUGAUGCCUCUGUGCAUGGUGAUCUCCUGGGUUUACUCAGUAGCCAUGAUGAUUCAGCACAUCGUGGCAGAGAAAGAGCACCGGCUCAAAGAGGUGAUGAAGAUGAUGGGUUUGAACAAUGCUGUCCACUGGGUGGCUUGGUUCAUCACCGGCUUCGUCCAGCUGUCCAUCUCUGUCACCGCUCUCACAGCCAUCUUGAAGUAUGGCCGGGUGUUACUCCACAGCGACCCCUUCAUCAUCUGGCUCUUUCUCACCAUCUAUGCUGUAGCCACCAUCAUGUUCUGUUUUCUGGUGUCAGUAAUCUACUCAAAAGCUAAACUGGCUUCAGCCUGCGGUGGAAUCAUCUACUUCCUCAGCUAUGUACCCUACAUGUAUGUGGCUAUUAGGGAAGAGGUGGCCCAUGAUAAGAUCACUGCCUUUGAGAAAUGCAUUGCUUCUCUGAUGUCCACCACAGCCUUUGGCCUUGGCUCCAAGUAUUUUGCUCUAUAUGAGGUAGCAGGUGUUGGCAUCCAGUGGCGGACUAUUAGUCAAUCACCAGUAGAAGGUGAUGACUUUAACCUGGGUCUCUCCAUGAUGAUGCUCAUCAUCGAUGCUGGAGUGUACGGUGUGCUCACCUGGUACAUAGAGGCUGUGCAUCCAGGAAUGUAUGGGCUGCCACGCCCAUGGUACUUUCCCUUGCAGAGGUCCUAUUGGUCAGGCAGUGGGCGAGUCGAGACCUGGGAUUGGCCGUGGUGUGGAGGCGGGGCUGCCAGGCUCAGUGUGAUGGAGGAGGAUCAAGCAUGUGCGAUGGAGCAGCGGAGGUCUGAGGAAAUGCGUGGCAUAGAGGAGGAGCCAAGCCACCUGCCCCUUGUAGUGUGUAUAGAUAAACUGACCAAGGUGUACAAAACCGGCUGCAAACUGGCCCUCAAUAAACUUAGCCUCAACCUCCAUGAAAACCAGGUGGUCUCCUUCCUGGGACACAAUGGUGCUGGGAAGACCACUACCAUGUCCAUCCUGACAGGCUUGUUUCCGCCUACCUCUGGCUCUGCAACCAUAUACGGUCAUGAUAUCCGUACUGAGAUGGAACGUAUCCGUCAGAACCUGGGCAUGUGUCCACAACACAACGUCCUGUUUGACAAACUGAGUGUGGAGGAGCACCUGUGGUUCUAUUCCAGACUCAAAGGCAUGGCUGAAGAGGACAUACGCAAAGAAAUGGACAAGAUGAUCGUUGACCUGGAAUUGUCUAACAAGCGCCACAGCUUGGUACAGACCUUGUCCGGUGGGAUGAAGAGGAAGCUGUCUGUGGCCAUCGCCUUUGUUGGCGGCUCCAGGGCUGUUAUCCUGGAUGAACCCACUGCAGGUGUGGACCCCUAUGCUCGCAGGGCCAUCUGGGACCUCAUCCUCAAAUACAAACAGGGCCGUACGAUUCUGCUGUCCACCCACCAUAUGGAUGAAGCAGACCUUCUGGGAGAUCGCAUUGCCAUCAUCUCACACGGGAAACUCAAGUGCUGUGGCUCACCACUGUUCCUGAAAAGCACCUAUGGAGAUGGAUACAAACUGACCUUGGUCAAAAAACAGAGUGAAGACAUAGGCCAGGGCAGCCACCUGCAGCCUCCUUCACCUCUGUCUCCGUCCUCCUGUCUGUCUCCUUGCUCAGAAGCUCGGGUCACCCAGUUUAUUCAGCAGUUUGUGGCAUCUUGCUUGCUGGUGUCUGACUCCAACACUGAGCUGUCCUACGUCCUGCCUUCCGAGGCCGUCAAGAAGGGCUGCUUUGAGAGACUGUUCCAGGCUUUAGAGCAGAGCUUGGACAGCCUGGCCUUGACCAGCUUCGGGGUGAUGGACACCACCCUGGAGGAGGUCUUCCUUAAAGUGUCUGAGGAAGACCAGUCUCUGGAGAACAGCGAUGUUGACAUGAAGGGUUCCCCAGGGGGCAGCUCAGUGGGGAAAUCAUCAGUGGGUUCAGGAGGCCUUGUGGGGUCACAGAGUGAGACAGCACCCUCAGUGGAGAAUGAGAAGCCAGAGGUGGAGCUGAGUAAUCUGGUGAUGUGCUCCAGGCUGAGCCAGAGCCAAUCCUCCCUGAAAUCCUCCUCGUCCGUUGGCUCAGUACGCGGGGAUGAAGGAGGACCCUAUUCAGACUUCUUUGGUGAAUACUAUCCACUCUUUGACAAUGGCCAAGAGUCUGACUCUGCCAGCCAGAAAGAAGAUGCAGAGAAUCUCUCGUCUCCAAAGCCUGAGGUCCUGGAAGGGCAGGGUAGCUUCAAGCUGGAUGGUUGGUGGUUAAAGCUAAGUCAGUUUCAUGGCCUCAUCGUCAAGAGAUUUCACUGUGCCAAGAGGAAUACCAAGGGCCUCUUCUCUCAGAUCCUCCUACCUGCCUUCUUCGUCUGUGUGGCAAUGACUGUGGCCCUCUCUGUGCCUGAAAUCGGAGAUUUGCCACCCCUGAUCUUGUCCCCAUCACAGUAUCAUAACUACACCCAACCAAGGGGCAACUUCAUCCCUUAUGCCAAUGAAGACAGACCACAGUACAGGAGUAAGCUGUCACCAGACGCCAGCCCACACAUGAUAAUCAACACCCUCCGCCUGCCCUCCGGUGUGGGUGCAACUUGUGUCCUCAAAACCCCCUUCAACAGCACCUUGGACCAACUGGCGCAGACUAUCAACCCCAAUGCCAACGAUUCCAAGACCCUGGCUGCCCGCUACUUUGACUCCAUGUGUCUGGACUCCUUUACCCAGGGGGUCCCUCUCUCCAACUUUGUCCCCCCACCACCUUCACCAGCACCUUCAGAUGACCCAGACCCUCGUUUUGAGGAUGGGCUGUGGAACUUAACAGUUGCCCCACCAACUACAGUCCAUGAGCCUGUUACGUCUCCUCCCACCCUCCCCCUGUCCAUCCAUGAGCCGGUGCGUUGCACCUGCUCCAUGCAGGGGACCGGCUUUUCCUGCCCUAGUGGGGUAGGAGGACGCCCUCCACUAAUGAAGGUGGUGACAGGUGACAUUUUGGUGGACAUCACAGGUCGCAAUAUCAGUGAAUAUCUGCUCUUCACAUCAGACAGAGUACGGCUGCACAGAUACGGUGGUUUAACAGUGGGGAACAUCCAGAAAUCAAUUCCAGCAUCCUUUGGGAGAAAGAUACCUCCAAUGAUUCGCAAGAUUGCAGUUCGCAGAUCAGCUCAGGCUCUGUACAACAACAAAGGCUACCACAGCAUGCCGACAUAUUUGAACGUUCUCAACAACGCCAUCCUGCGUGCCAACCUGCCUCCAUCCAAGGGCAACCCUGCUGCCUAUGGUAUCACGCUGACAAACCAUCCAAUGAAUCGAACCAGUGCCAGCCUCUCUUUGGACUAUUUGCUCCAGGGGACAGAUGUGGUGAUUGCCAUCUUCAUUAUUGUGGCCAUGUCCUUUGUACCAGCCAGCUUUGUGGUUUUCUUGGUGGCAGAGAAAUCCACUAAGGCCAAACACCUGCAGUUUGUCAGUGGCUGUGAUCCUGUCAUCUACUGGCUAGCUAACUAUAUCUGGGACAUGCUGAAUUACCUGGUACCUGCCACGUGCUGUGUUAUUAUUCUGUUCGUGUUUGACCUGCCGGCCUACACCUCCUCAACUAACUUCCCUGCUGUUCUCUCCCUCUUCCUUCUCUAUGGGUGGUCCAUCACUCCCAUCAUGUACCCUGCAUCAUUCUGGUUUGAGGUCCCCAGUACCGCCUACGUGUUCCUCAUAGUCAUCAACCUCUUUAUAGGCAUCACUGCAACUGUUGCCACCUUCCUCCUGCAGCUCUUUGAACAUGACAAGGAUCUGAAAAAAGUCAACAGUUACCUGAAGUCCUGUUUUCUCAUCUUCCCCAACUACAACCUGGGCCAUGGGCUGAUGGAGAUGGCCUACAACGAGUACAUCAACGAAUAUUAUGCUAAAAUAGGACAGUUUGACAAAAUGAAGUCUCCAUUUGAGUGGGAUAUUGUGACUCGAGGACUUGUUGCCAUGACAAUCGAAGGCUUUGUUGGCUUCCUCAUCACCAUCCUCUGCCAGUACAACUUCCUCAGGAAACCUCCGAGGGUACCAGUCAGCUGCCAGCCUAUAGAUGAUGAUGAUAUAGACGUGGCCAGUGAGAGACGAAGAGUCCUACGAGGGGAUGCCGACAACGAUAUGUUAAAGAUCAAAAAUCUUACAAAGGUGUAUAAAUCGAGGAAAAUGGGUCGUAUCCUGGCAGUGGACCGCCUGUGUCUGGGUGUCCGGCCUGGCGAGUGCUUUGGACUGCUGGGAGUAAAUGGAGCUGGAAAGACCACCACCUUCAAGAUGCUGACAGGAGACGAGUGCACCACAGGAGGAGAGGCCUUCAUAAACGGAAACAAUAUUCUGAAGGACCUGUUACGUGUGCAGCAGAGCAUCGGCUACUGUCCACAGUUUGAUGCUCUGUUUGACGACCUGACAGCCAGGGAGCAUUUGGAGCUCUACACUCGCCUCCGCGGUAUUCCCUGGAAGGACCAGGACAGGGUGGUGCAGUGGGCAUUAGAAAAGCUAGAGUUGUCCAAGUAUGCAGACAAACCAGCUGGCACUUACAGUGGAGGAAACAAACGCAAGCUUUCCACUGCCAUUGCUCUGAUUGGGUACCCCUCGCUCAUCUUCCUGGAUGAGCCAACCACUGGAAUGGACCCAAAGGCCCGCAGAUUCCUCUGGAAUUUGAUCCUGGACAUAAUCAAGACAGGACGCUCUGUAGUGCUGACGUCACACAGCAUGGAGGAGUGUGAAGCAUUGUGUACCAGACUGGGCAUUAUGGUGAACGGAAGGUUUAAAUGCCUGGGCAGCAUCCAGCACCUAAAGAACAGGUUUGGAGAUGGCUACAUGAUCACAGUGAGGACCAAGACAAGCUCCUAUGUGAAGGAUGUGGUUCGAUUCUUCAACAGAAACUUCCCCGAAGCUGUGCUGAAGGAGCGUCACCACACCAAGGUUCAGUACCAGCUGAAGUCCGAGCGGAUCUCACUAGCUCAGGUCUUCAGUAAGAUGGAGCAAGUGGUCGAGGUGCUGGGCAUUGAGGAUUACUCUGUCAGUCAGACUACUCUGGACAACGUGUUUGUAAAUUUUGCCAAGAAGCAGAGCGACAACCUGGAGCAGCAGGAGGCGUCGCCGCCCAGUGGUGGACAGUCCCCUCUGCAGCGCAUCCUGAACCUGCUGAAGUCUCGACCAGCCAACACGGAGCUCAAUGCUCUGAUCAGUGAGGCGCCAGCAGAACUGGAGAGUGACGAUGAUGAAGGACUCAUCAGCUUUGAAGAGGAAAGGGUGCAGCUCUCUUUUAACACAGACACACUCUGUUGAAAUGAACCAGUUCGGCAGUGGGGAGAUGACAGGAGUCACAGAGGGGGGAAACCUGAUCCACUUUUCUGACCUCUGAAGCCUGGAGGGAGGACGGACCUGCAGAUUCUACCCUAAAAAGGACCAAAACUCAAAAUGGGACAUAGGACCAGUAGUUUAGUAUUUCAGCCUCAAAUUUCUUCCCCCAGGUGGGACUGAGGUGGUUUAGAUCAGGUUAUGUGACCUGCAACGCCCAGGCUGCAGGAAGAGACCCAGCAGCAGCAGGAAUUGUCUCUGGAUUGAGGAAUGUUCCUUAUUCUUUUAUUUUCAGACUGUAUAUGUGUAACUGACUGAUGGAUACAGUAGGUUAGCUACCUUUGUUUGAGAAAGAACAUAUCAUUGAUGAAACCUGACAACACAGGUUACUUUCAGUUGGAUGUAUGAGCUCCCUGCCAAAGGCCCUCAUGUAACCGGAUUGGGCCUUCGUAACUGUAUCAAACCAGACCUGCAUUGAGAGCAUGCUGCAAUGAUGGUAUUGUGAUACAGUCUAUUUUUCUGUGGCAAGAUGUUAUUUUGGAUAUCGAAGCAGCUAUGGACUGGUGUGUGCUUUAUUUCGCAAUAACACAGGAUUUAGUGAAAUGCAUCCUGGAAAGUGGAGGGAGUGGACAUGUGAGCAGCUGAUGUCAGACAGAAUGAUGUCAGAAGGAAUGUACGAGCAUGGUUUCUGUCCUGACAAUGCCUCCCUUCUAUCAACUUGUUUUGACACUGUAUAUUUGGUCUCUUUCUACAAAGUGCUCUCUGUUGUGUUUUAAUAUAUUAUGUUGUGGAGUCUGCCAACAAACUGGACACAAUGUAUAAUAACAACAUCAACAAUAAUGGCUCCAACUCCGGUGAAAGUAAUCUACAUUCUAACAGUCAGAAAGUGACAUAAACUCUAAUAUUCCCUGACAACGACAGCACUACCAUCACUGUGAUACUAAAAGCACCUCUCAGAUCAGUAUAAUAUUUGUUUUUUCUUGGGUCCACUCCAUGUUUUAUGAUUUGCAGACGAUCUUGUAUUUUUUACGGACUUUGGAUGAAUCAAAAUGUGCAUAAUAUUCACACUUAUGGAUGUUUCCCUGACUGUAUGUUGGCAUGUGGUUUUACCAGACUCAUGAGUUUUGUGAUAAUUGAGUUGUAAUCUAUCGUGUCAAAAAUAAUUCCUUUUUCACUCCUUUCACAGCUAACAGCAGUCUUAUUUUUGGUGACAUCAUGGCACUAGUGGGCUUUUACCUGCUUAAAGGGGUCAUUAUUAAACAAGAAAAACUGACUGCUGUCAUUUCUUUCUUGUCUGAGAAUGUGAAGCUCUUUAGUUGCCUUUGGAAGUCGUUUACUAACCAAAGGCUGUUUGUUCACCAAAGGACUGGAAAGCUACAAGUAUGUCUGCAGGCAACAGGAAAGCACGGUAGAGAUUCCAGAUCUCAAUGUCAUGGAGUCAGUGUGGGAUUACAUGGAGAGACAGCAGACAUUGAAACAGCCUGAAUCCACAGAAGAACUGUGGCAUUAUCUUCAGGAUGCUGAACAACCUACCUGCCAAGUAGCUUGAAAAACUGUGCAAGUGUACCAAGGAGAAUUGGUGCUGUUUUAACGACACGGGAUGGUCACACUAAAAAAUGAUAUAUUUUCUCUUUACUGCACUUUGUAUGACGUUAAAUGAUGAAUAAAAACUAUUAAUGGCA